AUGGACAACAUCACCGUCUUCCAGCUCCCCCGCCACGACCAACGAGGGUCUUGUCUGUUCGAUACCCUCCCAGGCGAAGUGCGUGACAGGAUUUGCACCUUCGCGCUGAACUGCUACGAGUCUACCAAGCUCGCGAACAAAUGGGACAUCGACAGCUCGUAUGUGCGGCCGGGCUACAGGGCUCCUCAUGUGGCUGACACGGCUCUGCUUCGCACGUGCCAGCGCGUGUACACGGAGAACUGGUUCCGACCCUGGGUCAGCGCGACGCACACUUUUUACCUGGCUUGGGUGGGUCGUCGACCGGACGAUCGACAGCGGGUCACGGUCGAAGAGUUCCAGCCAUGCCUCGACCGGCUCUGCGCGGCCCAUGGGCCGGUGGAAAUCGCCCACGUGAGGUUGUUUGCACAGCUGUGCUACCUGGAAGACGGCGACAAGCUGAGCGCGAUUAUGGGGAUGAACCAUUUCUUCCCCCGCAAGAUCACGGUGACGAUCCGCCACCAUGAUUGGUGGUCCUGGGAGAGGGAUUGGCGCCUGUGCAUCAACUCGGCGUGGGUCGAAGAGUGCCGCUUCCCGGAUAGUCUGCAGGAGCUGUGCGUCGAGCUCGAGAGCCUGCAGCGGAAGAAGGAUCAAGUCGAUUGGAUGGCCAGGCGGAUGGCGAAGAAGUGGCACUUCAAGAAGCGCGAUGGGAGCAUCAUGUCCGCCGCCAUGGAAGACUGCAAGGUGAGCUCCUGGAGCGGGAGUUCCACCUGGGAAGGCGAGCGCUGGUUGAGGGACGAGACCAAGCUGGGGGUAAACGAGUACUACGUCAAGACGAUUACCUGGAGGCCUGACAGGGCGAGAACUCUGCGACCAAGACCCGAAGAUUUGACUGUUCCGAGUCGUUUCCCGGCCAUCACGGACAGCCGUCCAUUCAUUCACAUCUGGCAUUUGCGGCGCGCAGGUAUCCCACUGGACUUAUCGCCUGGGGAGACUUUGCGACUCGCGCAGGAGUGGGAGGCACGGUGGGCUGUGGAGGCAGACGUACACUACGUUGACGAGGGAAUGGAGGAGGAGCAGGGAGAGGAGGACGAGGACGAGCAGGAGCAAGAAGAAGAAGAGGAGGAGGAGGAGCAGGAGGAGCGGGAGCAAGGGGAGCAGCAGGAGGCUCAAGAGGAGGAGCAGGGGCCGCAGGAAGAAGAGCAAUUUGAGGUUCUGGAUGAGAGCGAAAGCGAGGAGGAUGGUGAUGAAUAG
Cladophialophora yegresii CBS 114405 is the source of this 1230-nucleotide messenger RNA. RefSeq lists its product as uncharacterized. The transcript has 2 exons. NCBI's taxonomy places the organism in Eukaryota, Fungi, Ascomycota, Eurotiomycetes, Chaetothyriales, Herpotrichiellaceae. The coding region runs from base 1 to 1230 and encodes 409 amino acids. The record is from RefSeq and is a predicted model, not a curated record.